UCCGCGACCGGGGGGUGGAGGGGCGUAGAACUUCUCUGGACGUCGGGCCGCGGAGACUAGGGGCUGCAGAGCGGUGGGUGCUUCCCGAGGGCCUCGGGAGGGCGGCCUGGACCCCUGCGGGCCUGCAAAAGCCGUUCCUCGCCUUGGCCACGCACCUCCCUUUCCUGCCCAGACCGGGACGAGCGGCGGCACCAUGUCGGCCUACCCCAAAAGCUACAACCCAUUCGACGACGACGCAGAGGAUGAGGGCUCCCGGCCGGCCCCGUGGAAGGACGACCAUGACCUCCCCGAUGGACUCGGCGCGCCCACGGACAGGCAGCAGUACCUGCGGCAGGAGGUGAUGCGCAGGGCCGAAGCCACGGCCGCCAGCACCAACAGGUCCCUGUCCCUCAUGUACGAGUCCGAGAGGAUAGGCGUCGCCUCUUCCGAGGAGCUCGUCCGUCAGCGAGGCGUCUUAGAACGCACAGAGAAGAUGGUGGACAAGAUGGAUCAAGAUUUGAAGACCAGCCAGAAGCACAUUAACAGCAUUAAGAGCAUGUUUGGGGGGCUUGUCAAUUACUUCAAAUCCAAACCAACAGAGACACCACCAGAGCAGAAUGGACCCCUCACCCCCCAGGCCAGUAGCAGAUUGAAAGAAGCCAUAAGUACCAGUAAGGAACAGGAGGCACAGUACCAGGCCAGCCACCCAAACCUCAGGAAGCUGAAUGAUUCAGACUCCAUCCCUGGAGGGGCUGGUCCUGCUGCGAGUACUGAGGCUUACCCAAAGAACCCACACCUUCGAGCCUAUCACCAGAAGAUAGACAGUAAUCUAGAUGAGCUGUCCAUGGGACUAGGCCGGCUGAAGGACAUAGCCCUGGGGAUGCAGACGGAAAUUGAGGAGCAAGAUGACAUUCUUGACCGCCUCACAACCAAAGUGGACAAAUUAGAUGUCAAUAUAAAAAGCACAGAAAGAAAAGUUAGGCAACUUUAAAGACAGAGAAGGAGUUCCACUCCAUUGUGACGAAAAGAGCCGAAAGAUCUUUUAAACUCCCCAAAAUUUCAUUUAUGUUGUUUUAGUAUGUAAUGUACCAUGUGUUUGCAAAUGUUAUAAUUAUAGAGUGGGUCCUAGGAGAUGUUGUUAGGAGAAGUGUCUGUCCCACUUUUUUUAGAGCCAUCAUCUCUUGAUUCUCUGAACUGAAUGCUCAGAGCUGUAGUCUGAGCACAGUAGCAUGGCCCUGAGUACCUUGGGCCUUUGGUUACCAUGCCAGAAUGAGAACAAAAAAGUUGCAUUUCUCAAUUUAACAAGCAUAUGGAAAGAUGUGGGCAGAAUUUCAGUCUUGGAACCACCAACCUCUGUUCCUGUUUGCUGUAUUUCUCAUUUCUUGGCCUUACGGUGAGUCAGAGCACUGAGAGACUGUGUAAGCCAGUUGUUUGUGGGGGAUGGUCCUUCCCACACCUUGGCUUACCAUUCACGAUCCUCCCACUCCCACACACACACACUGAGCACAUUGCGAUUCUCUCAACACACCCUCUCACCACCCCCCGGAAAGGAUCAGUGUUAGGUUCACAUUGUGAUCCUCUCAACACCCUAAAAGAA
This is a messenger RNA of Panthera uncia (snow leopard), 1576 nucleotides long. RefSeq names its product synaptosome associated protein 29 (gene SNAP29). Gene Ontology annotation, biological process: synaptic vesicle priming; exocytosis; synaptic vesicle fusion to presynaptic active zone membrane. Gene Ontology annotation, cellular component: plasma membrane; SNARE complex. The coding region runs from base 194 to 970 and encodes 258 amino acids. Gene Ontology annotation, molecular function: SNAP receptor activity; syntaxin binding. The record is from RefSeq and is a predicted model, not a curated record. The transcript has 5 exons. Lineage: Eukaryota; Metazoa; Chordata; Mammalia; Carnivora; Felidae.